Molecule: messenger RNA, 903 nt
Organism: Musca vetustissima
Lineage: Eukaryota; Metazoa; Arthropoda; Insecta; Diptera; Muscidae
Product: SET domain-containing protein SmydA-8-like
Exons: 2
Coding region: 1-903 (300 amino acids)
Molecular function (GO): protein binding
Source: RefSeq, a predicted model, not a curated record
AUGUCAUUGAAAUUCAAUACAACUCUCGAAGAUUUAAGAAAUUUAAUCGAUCUCCACUUGGGUGAGAAAUUUUUGGAAAAAGAUCCAUUGUGGCAGGUGUUGGAUUCACCCAUUUCCGGGCGGGGAUUAUUUGCCCGGCGUGACAUAAAUACGGGUGAUGUGAUUUUACGUGAACCCGCAUUGCUGGCUGGCCCGAAGGCCGGUCAGACAACAAAUAUCAACACUUGUGCGGUAUGUUAUUGCCGGUUGGAGGGUAGCGAUGCGGAGAUUAUGUGUAAAAAUGGUUGCACAAUGCCUGUUUGCGACGUCUGCUGUAACUCCGAACGCCAUGUGGGAGAGUGUAAAGUUUUCCGCAAAUGGAAACCCAAAGAUAUGGGGAAAAUUAAUCGUCCCGCUCUACGUAUUGUUUCCAUAAUGCGUUGCCUGUUCCUCAAUGAAAAUCAACAUAAGCUGUUAUAUGCCCUACAAGCAAAUCCCGAUAAAUACUACAAAGCUGAGGUACAAAUGGCUGCCGGGUGUUUUGAAGAAUUCACAAGAAAUCCGGAUAUUUUAAAUUAUUUUUAUCGUACAAUUUGCGCCUUCAAUACGAAUGCCUUUGAGGGGAAUAGUUGUGUUGGUGGACAUGAAGUUCUGAUAAGAGCUUUGUUCCCGGUGGCGGGUUUGAUGAAUCACCAGUGCACCCCAAAUGCAAAUCAUCAUUUUGAAAAUGGUGAAACAAUUGUUAUUACGGCUGCUCGUCCUAUACGGGAGGGGGAGGAAAUUGUUACCAGCUAUUCGAAGUUAUUGUGGAGCACACUGGCCAGGAAUACUUUCAUGAAACUUACAAAACAAUUUGAAUGCUCGUGUGCGAGGUGUUUGGAUCCGACGCAUCUGACGACCAGUCUUGAAUACUUCGGCUUGUAA